GAAAGGAGAGAUCAGAGAAAGAACAGUACGUAAUCUUUUCAGCAAAAGAGAUGGAGACGAGGUUGGUGUGGCGCCAUCACGCCUAGAGAUCAUCCAUGUCGAUGUGGCCACCAUGGACAGAAACUUGUUCCUCCUGGUGUUUUCAUGAAUUGGUCGUCAGCUACCUGCCCCCCUGCAACCUUAAUGGAUUAACCCUUCAUGUCUACUCCACCUUCUACCUCGCUGAAAGCCCCACCCCAUCUGCAGUCUCUCUCUUCCUCACCUGAGCUCUUUUAAGCUCCUGUUGCCUGAGAAGCCAUCUCUAUUCGUAUCCAAUUCUCUCUCCACAGAUGAAGCUGAUGGCCAGAAGAGCCCAACUCCAGCAUCACCAGUGCCACCAGCACCUCUCCCUGAAAGCUCUCCAUCUCAGGAAAUACUACAAAUGGAUCCUCUGGUUAGCUCUGUUCAUCUACCUCUUCCUCACCACCACUCCCACCUCCUACUCUUUCUUGUUUCAUCCCCUCGACCUCAAACCUCUUCUCCCGGCCAAAACCAAUCCUCCGGGUCUCAUCCAGUCUCCGCAGCCGUCCUCUGCUGCGCUUCCUAAGAUAUAUGUAUAUGAGCUCCCUUCUCGGUACAACAAGGACUGGCUGUCGAACUCGCGGUGCGGCAGCCACCUGUUCGCCUCGGAGGUGGCGAUCCACGAGGCACUGCUCGGUUACCCCGGCCGCGCCGUCGACCCCAACGAGGCCGACUUCUUCUUCGUCCCCGUCUACGUCUCCUGCAACUUCAGCACCCCCAACGGCUUCCCCUCCCUCCACCACGCCCGCCCCCUUCUGUCCUCCGCGGUCGACUUCGUCUCCUCCCAUCUCCCCUUCUGGAACCGCUCCCACGGCCGCGACCACGUCUUCGUCGCCUCGCACGACUACGGCGCCUGCUUCCACGCCAUGGAAGAUGUGGCGAUCGCGGACGGGAUACCGGUGUUCAUGAAGAGGUCAAUCAUUUUGCAGACGUUCGGGGUGCGGCCGCCGCAUCCGUGCCAGCAAGCGGAUCACGUUCUGAUUCCUCCCUACGUGCCGCCGGACAUAGAAGAUGAGUGGCCGGCGCCAGAGAAGGCGAGGCGCGACAUUUUCGUCUUCUUCCGCGGCAAGAUGGAGGUCCAUCCCAAGAACGUCAGCGGCCGCUUCUAUAGCAAGAGGGUGAGGACGGAGAUAUGGCGGCGGUACAGCGGGAACCCGAGGUUCCGGUUGCAGAGGAAGCGGUCGGGGGACUACCGGGCGGAAAUGGCGCGGUCGGUGUUCUGCCUGUGCCCGCUGGGGUGGGCGCCGUGGAGCCCGCGGUUGGUGGAGGCGGUGGCGCUCGGCUGCGUGCCCGUCAUCGUCGCCGACGGGAUUCGGCUGCCAUUCCCGGAGUCGUUGCGGUGGCCAGAGAUAUCGCUGGCGGUGGCGGAGGCUGACGUCGGCCGCCUCGAGGCGACGCUCGACCACGUGACGGCGACAAACUUGUCGGUCAUCCAGAAGAACCUGUGGGACCCGGCGCGGCGGCGGGCGCUGCUCUUCCGCCGCCGCAUGGCGGAGGGCGACGCAACGUGGCACGUCCUCACGAAGCUCCAGGGGAUGAGCCUCCGUCGCUCGUCGGGCGAUGGCGAAGCUGUGAGAACCGACACGUGGAGGUAGCCGGUGGACCGCCGGUCGUACAGCGAGCGUCCCGAGGCUGUCGUGAGAUGAUUUGGCGACAUGUUAUUGGUUGGAGAUCCCAGUUGUCGUAAGAAGCCAAAUUUGGUGUA
Molecule: messenger RNA, 1765 nt
Organism: Musa acuminata AAA Group (dessert banana)
Lineage: Eukaryota; Viridiplantae; Streptophyta; Magnoliopsida; Zingiberales; Musaceae
Product: probable glucuronosyltransferase Os03g0107900
Exons: 3
Coding region: 330-1655 (441 amino acids)
Biological process (GO): glucuronoxylan biosynthetic process
Molecular function (GO): glycosyltransferase activity
Source: RefSeq, a predicted model, not a curated record